Messenger RNA from Brassica napus (rape), 1010 nucleotides. Its product is annotated as non-specific lipid transfer protein GPI-anchored 33. Lineage: Eukaryota; Viridiplantae; Streptophyta; Magnoliopsida; Brassicales; Brassicaceae. Bases 373 to 795 code for a protein of 140 amino acids. The record is from RefSeq and is a predicted model, not a curated record. The transcript has 2 exons.
AAUGUUUAUAUGUGUAUAUUUAUUGUUUGGUCAGCAAAUACAGGACAUUUGAAUUGAUUUUGUGCUAAGACUCUAAUGUUUUCUAAUAAAAUAUAUCCAGUCUCAUAAAAAAUAAUCAAAUCAAAUGCGAACGAACGAAUCAAAUGCCAGGAACUAACUUGUUUAGAAAUAAGAAAGUCGUAGAGAUUUGGUCAACGAUGUAAAACUCUGUUAGACUUUGUAUUAGUAUCAUCAACAAUGUACAUUCAAACACUCUACCCACACAUGUAUAUAUAAAUGAUGAUAAUGUACUCUUGAGAAAGUCACAUACGAACAAAGGAAAGCAAACAAACCAAACAUUUGCUUUUUACCCGGUUUAGACAACGAUCUUUCAUGGCUUACACUAACAAGAUUCCAGCAGCAGCUGCGGUUGCGACAGCGAUGCUCUUUUUAGCAGUUAUGAUGGCUCCCCGGUGGACGGAGGCACAAACGAUGCCAAAUCUGGAUCCAGUGUGCACAAUAUUGAUUACUGACAUUAUGACAAAAUGCUACUUAUCGGGGAAUUUGGCGCCAUCUACAGAAUGCUGCGAUGAUCUCAAAUCGGCGAACAGUAAGCAAGUAACGUGUCUCUGCGACAAUUUCAUUGCACAUCCUUCUAACAACAACGUCACACAAGCUCUCUUGGAGGUAUACCACCACGACUGUGGCGUUGCUGACAAAUUCGUCUGCAAAGCAGGAAACUCCAAUGGAGGAGCAGCUAAGAAGAUCAGUGCAUCAAUUGGUCUACUUGGUUUGGCUACAAGUCUAUUCUUUUAAUUAAUUAAAGCUUGGGCUUAUCAAAUACUAUUGUGUAAUUCUUCUUCUUUCUUAUUUUGUUGUUUGUAUUUUUGUUUUCUUCCAAAUCUGACAACUGGGAAACCAAUAUAUUCAUUUAGUUGGUCUUUGCAUUUGUAACAAGCUUUGUUAGUAAAUGGUUAUAUUGUAACUUGUAAGUCUGCUUCUGAAAUAUAUUAUUGGAUUAUCCUUCACUA